Molecule: messenger RNA, 1394 nt
Organism: Lynx canadensis (Canada lynx)
Lineage: Eukaryota; Metazoa; Chordata; Mammalia; Carnivora; Felidae
Product: cardiotrophin-2
Exons: 2
Source: RefSeq, a predicted model, not a curated record
UCUGACCUCCGAUUUUCUCUGACAGCCCCCCUCUGCCUGCUGACCCUACUGCUGCUACCCCUCAGUCUUGGGGCUCCCAUCUCGCCAGCUGAGCCCAUCAGUCAAGCCUACAGCCUGGCCCUCUACAUGCAGAAGAAUACAUCAACACUGCUGCAGACUUACCUCCAGUACCAGGGCAGCCCCUUUAGCGACCCUGGUUUCUCAGCCCCUGAGCUUCAGCUCAGCAGCCUGCCUCCUGCCGCUGUCUCCUUCAAGACCUGGCAUGCCCUGGAUGAUGGGGAGCGGCUGGGCCAUGCCCAGGGGGCCUUCCUGGCCUUGACCCAGCACCUCCAGCUCGUAGGGGAUGACCAGAGAGACCUGAACCCUGGCAGUCCUAUCCUGCUGGCUCAGCUCGGCGCCGCAAGACUCAGGGCCCAAGGCCUGUUGGGCAACAUGGCUGCAAUCAUGACUGCUCUGGGCCUGCCCAUCCCCCCGGAAGAGGACACUCUCGGUGUUGUUGCGUUUGGGGCUUCAGCCUUUGAGAGGAAAUGUCGAGGCUAUGUAGUGACCCGGGAAUAUGGCCACUGGACAGACCGAGCUGUGAGGGACUUGGCUCUGCUCAAGGCCAAAUACCCUGGAUAGACGAGGCAGGACUUCCUGCCAGAAGCUGCAACACUUCUUUCCCAAUGGACUCUUUCCUGCCUUGCUUCUUCGCUAAAGGAGACACAUCUUAUCUAGCAGACAGGGCUUGUUUAUUUGGGAAUAUUUCCUAGGAACCAGGCCUCAAGUCCCUGUUGCCUGGGUCUUUCCUGCCUAGGUCCUAUGACCUCCCUUCCAGAUCUGGGUGGGACUCUAUGGGUAUCAUUUUGUGGAUUCUUUCAAUCCAGUGGUCCUGGUUGCCCCCAUCUUGGGUGGAAAGAAUGCCAGGGCUCUCCCUGAGACCUUCCUUUUCCUGUAAUUUUGAGGAGGUCCAGGGGCUGCCUUUUUGUUUCUACCUCAUUUUCUGUAUGAAGCUAUGGGCUUUCUGAGCAGAUAGGUCUCCCCUUCUUGCUGGAGUUCAUUGCCUCCCCUAGUCUACUUUCCUGACUAUAGCCACUGUUCCAACUUUCCAUCUUGAGGGACUUCACUUCCCAAUCAAUGGAAGUCCAAAUGAAAAAGUACUCAUAUAGAUGUUUCCAGCUCAGGACACAUCUACUUCCUGUUCUAGAGUGAUGGACAAUAUCCCUGGCCUGGGGGCAUUUGUUAAUCUCCUAUUUAUACUGUAGCUUUUGGGUAUGUCUGGGGGACCAGAUUGUGCCCCAAGGAUCCUCUUCUCCCCAAAGGUGUCUCCCCAUUUUCGGCAACUGUAUAUACUGGUAACUUUAGUGUUCUUUUUUAUUUUUAAACAUUUUAUUUACAAAAAAUUAAUUUAUUCU